CUCCAGCACACUGGCAACUCAUUGGCUGGAAAGGAGGAAGAUGGAAAGGCCUGUGGACUGGAGACUUCACUGGCACCCUCUUCUCUUGCUAACGUGAUUCACACAUUAUUGUUAUUUUACUCCCGAGUGCUGAUAUAGCUUUCUUUCGAGUCGGUGUGACCUAAAGACAGUGUUUUGUUGUGUCAGUUAAUUUAGUAUUUUAAUCAUACGAUGCCGGGCCUGUGGGGCUCUUCAGCCACUGAAGUCACCCCACUACUGUGCAACUGAGACCAUACCGAAGGUGUUGCCUGUGUGAAGGAUGCUCCAGCGAUGUCUGAUGUUGAGGUCACCUACGCAGACUUCAUCGCCUCUGGCCGGACAGGACGUAGGAACGCCCUGUAUGACAUACUGCAGAGUCCCACGGACCCUGAGGGCCGAGAGCUCCCCCUCACCCUGUCUCUGUCCCAGCUGCACAUCAAUGCGGGAGGGGGAGACGCCAACGACGCUGACGACAACCAAAGUUCGUCCUCCUCGGCUCAAAGAGAGGCGCAGCAGAGGAACAGCUGAUCUGUCGCACGCGCUCGCCGGUGGAUGGAUCCUCGCCCGUGUCGGCCUGGAACCCGCCCCUCACACCUGGCAGGUGGCUGGAGGCUAAAGGAGCUUUGAUACCCGUGCAUCACCACUGCCGCUGAGGUGACCAGUUGAGCAGCCAGUCACUCCACAACCUAAAAUCCAACAUGGAGGCCAUGAGGUGGAACAUGCACUUUCCUCUCCUGUCUUCUGUGCACUACAGCAGCAGACUUCAGAGUUCAAGUGAAACAAAAAAAAAAGGUGUAUUAAAGCAAAUUUUGUGACUUUAGCGCCGUGCCGAAAACACUGACGGGGUGACUAGAAAAGGGAGCUGGUUUAGUAGCCGUGCAAGCAAUUUGUGAGAGCGCUGAGACGUGCUAAUGUAAUGGAUGGCAGGGAGGCUAGCAUGUGUAUAGAGGUAGCGAUGCUGAUAGGGAUUAUAUUGCCAGUUAAUGGCGUGUGCUUCCUCCAAAUUGACAAUACAGUCGAGAAAAUUGGACUGCUGGGCUGUCAGCACAUUAGGUUUUGGAUCAAGGUUCAGCAUAUACUCUCAUGUACUCUUAUUUGCCUGUGUCUCAUUGUAAAACUAAACUCAGACCGUUUUAUAACACAAAUCAGCACCGUGUUCAUUGAAAUAUAGUCACUUCUCAAACCAACAAAAGGUUCAAUAUCAUUUACAGAAGUGGCAUAUUUACGUGUGAUCUGUGGUUUCGCUUCAGUGUGCGUAACACAUUGAAUUGUUGGGUGACAAUGUACGCUAGAUGAGCAGAACACGUCUCAUUCGACUAGAAAUAAACGUAAAACAUGUACAGUGGAUCCCCCGCACAUUUGUCAUUUGCCAAAUAAGCCGUUUUUUUCCACCAAGAACACUUUCCCGUUCCUCCUAAAUCGGUGAUAAUUUAUAAAUACCGGUACGUGGUAGUACGGGUAAAAUGCACAGCACACAUGUGCCAGUGUUUAACAACCCCUUUAUGCUUCACUGACAAUGUUUUUUUUGUCAAGCGUCGAGAUUUCCGACUUUGUUUGGUGGUCCUUGAAAGCACCACACUUUGGUUGCUGUGAUACUCAGGUUUGUUUGACAGUCGGCUUCGGUUUUUCAAAAAUACAUUCCUUAAUAAAUCAUGACUGUGUUUGUGGUUUUAGUUGUUUGUUUUUAAGAAAAUUUGACAUUUUUGGCAUAAAUUGAGAAUUUUCAAGCAUAAAAAUGACUGACAACUAAAUACUGACAAACACAUAAGGCAUUCAGAAAACACAUCAAAAGACAUGGUGUGUAGUAUUUAGGCCUGUCACGAUAACAAAUUUUGCUGGUUGAUGAUUGUGCUACAAAUUACCACCAAUAAUCGAAAUUAUCAACAUUUUUUGAGACCACGAAGGCUCUGCUGCACAUCCACACUGGAGCUGUGUGCCUUCAUUCAUAUUAGCUAACUGCUAGCACUCUGUGUAUCCAUGUCUGUGUAUCCGCUCACUAGUAGCCCCGCCUCCACAUACUGGGACAAAGAGGCUGAACGGCUGACAGGAGGGUUCACUCUCUCCGUUCAUUCAACUAUAGAACCAAUGCACACAGACACAUGCAGAGUGAACCCUGUUGUCAUCCAGCCUGCGUGGUACAGCGAGAUAAGGAAAAGGAACAGGCACAUAUGCAUGUCAAUUUAUCGAGGCUGUCAAAAUGCUCAACCUGUUUUUUUUUUUAUCAUUCGAUUUAUCAGUUAUCGUGACAGGCCUAGUAGUAUUCUACACUGGUCAAUAGGUGUCAGUAAUGUUACAUUUGCCACCGCAAGAAGUCCCGGAAGUAAAAAAAAAAAAAAAAAGAAGAAAAA
This is a messenger RNA of Dunckerocampus dactyliophorus (ringed pipefish), 2366 nucleotides long. It is a transcript of the gene pkia, whose product is annotated as cAMP-dependent protein kinase inhibitor alpha. Gene Ontology annotation, biological process: negative regulation of cAMP-dependent protein kinase activity. Bases 310 to 546 code for a protein of 78 amino acids. The record is from RefSeq and is a predicted model, not a curated record. The transcript has 3 exons. Gene Ontology annotation, cellular component: nucleus; cytoplasm. Gene Ontology annotation, molecular function: cAMP-dependent protein kinase inhibitor activity. Lineage: Eukaryota; Metazoa; Chordata; Actinopteri; Syngnathiformes; Syngnathidae.